AGAGAUGUCAGGACCGAGGCCUGUGGUUCUGAGUGGCCCGUCCGGAGCAGGAAAAAGCACUCUGCUCAAGAGGCUGAUGCAGGAAUAUGAGGGAGUGUUCGGAUUCAGUGUCUCCCAUACAACCAGGAAUCCUCGUCCUGGAGAAGAGAACGGAAAAGAUUACCACUUCACCACCCGGGAGAAGAUGCAGGAGGGCAUCGAUAACGGCGAUUUUAUCGAGAACGCGGUGUUUUCAGGAAACAUGUAUGGCACCAGUAAGUCGGCCAUAGAGGAUGUUCAGGCCCAGAAUUUAAUCUGCAUUCUGGAUGUCGAUCUUCAAGGGGUUAAAAACAUCAAGCAGACGGACUUGAACCCCAUCUACAUCUCCAUCCAGCCUCCGUCCAUGGAGAUCCUGGAGCAGCGUCUCCGAGACAGGCAGACGGAGACAGAAGAGAGUUUACAGAAACGGCUGGAAGCAGCCCGUAUCGACAUGGAGCUCAGUAAGGAACCUGGCAUCUUCGACAUUGUCAUCAUUAACGAUGAUCAGAACGAAGCCUACAUGAAGCUUAAAAGUGCUCUUAUCGAGGAAAUCCAGAAGGUUCAGGAUGCUAAAAAGUAACGAAAAAGAGAAUGAAAACGGCCGUCUUCAAGCCGUCGUCUUGGGAACGGACGCAGAGACUUUCCUUCCAGCCUUCGAGCAACACAAAUCUAUUCAUUUUCCGUUUAUGAGAGAGAAACGAUCGACGUGGCACUGAAAUAAACUUAAAGCCAUACUCCAACCCGUCAUGCUAACCCUGCUGCUGAAAAACAUGAUGUACAUUAUUAACGUGAAACCAAAGUCUUAAGCAGUAGACUAUAUAAUCAUGGGUGCGGAUCAGAAUUUUAUUCUUGUCUGUGUAAAUACACAAACUACAAAAAUGCGCCUGGGUUAUGAUCGUAAUGAUGUGCUAGAAUGUUGUGGAACUAGAGGUGCUACAGUAUAAACCUCAUUUAGUCGGAUGAAUUGAAAAUAAACGUCUUAAAUGGGACUCGAAUGUUUAUCUGAAUAAAUGCGUGUACGCUGAUAC
Molecule: messenger RNA, 1046 nt
Organism: Ictalurus punctatus (channel catfish)
Lineage: Eukaryota; Metazoa; Chordata; Actinopteri; Siluriformes; Ictaluridae
Gene: guk1b
Product: guanylate kinase 1b
Biological process (GO): purine nucleotide metabolic process
Cellular component (GO): cytosol
Molecular function (GO): GMP kinase activity
Source: RefSeq, marked provisional